Messenger RNA from Trichomonas vaginalis G3, 1845 nucleotides. RefSeq names its product integrase core domain containing protein family. The transcript has a single exon. Gene Ontology annotation, biological process: DNA integration. The record is from RefSeq and is a predicted model, not a curated record. Gene Ontology annotation, molecular function: nucleic acid binding. Bases 1 to 1845 code for a protein of 614 amino acids. NCBI's taxonomy places the organism in Eukaryota, Parabasalia, Trichomonadida, Trichomonadidae.
AUGAGUAUAGCUGCAUAUGCGUAUGAAGCUGACAGAGCUAAACGUUUAUAUUUUGGUCAAUACUCUCUCACACUUACUGACAAAUAUAUUGUUAUCAGUGAUGGAAAUACCGAGAAAUACAUAACAUGGAAGGACUAUGAAAAGUUUGACCCCAUUUUAACUCCAUGCACUAUGCCAUUCAUUGUAAAUGGUGAAGUUGUCAUGAAGAACGACACAACAGUAUAUAAGUCUGUUCAUGAAGCGUUAGAAUAUAUGUUGAAUUAUAAUCCCGAAAGAUUUGACCCAAGCACUACGCCAUGUACAAUGCCUUUUAUUAAGGAUGGUGAAAUCGUAAGAGUUCCGGAUUCAACGGUUUACACAGCUGUUCAAAACAGUUUACAAAACAUUUUAGCGAAUAUCUUUAAUUCAGAAACUACAGAAAUAAAAUUACCAUAUAUAACAGAUGCUAAAGAAAUUAAAUCAAAAACGACAACAUUAUUUACGUCACUUAAUGAUUUAAUGACUUAUAUCAUUAAUAUUCCUGCACCAACUAUAGCAUUUGAUCCAAACUCGACGGUUUGCAGUGUACCUUUCAUAAAUGACAGUUCAUUAAUUACUUUAAGGGAUUCGACAGUAAAUGAAUCAUUAAAGGCGUCAUUAAUGAAAAUCAUUGAUUUUAAUUCAUUCAUGAAUACAUAUAAUUCAUUCAUUAAUGUUUCAUACACUUCUAAAGAAGGUGAGCCAAAAACUAUUGAUAAAGCGGUGUAUGAAAUAAAAGCAUCAACGACGAAAUUGAAUUCGUUAACUUUUGACGGUGAUAGUUUCGUUAAUGACAUAACAUCGGGGAAAACAAUUUUAACGAAAGAAUAUUUAAAAUCUCAUGUUAGUGAGUUCGUUGAAAUUGAAAAAGAAGGUGGAAUUAAGUUCGAUCCACUGAAUUUCAUUUUCAGCUUAGCGAAUGCGGGUGUUAGUUUCGCUGAAUGGACAACUAUACAGAGUGAAAUAAAUGCAAUAUGGACGUUUUUGGGGUCAAAAGCGGGAAUGGGUGGUGCUUUUGCGUAUAUAAUGAGGAAUAAAGGAACUCGUGAAGUGUUAAGAGUUUUACAAAAGUUUGUAGCAGAACAUAACCCAAGUACUUUAACAUCAGACCAAGACAGUGCAUACCUCAGCAACGAAAUCACAGAAUUUCUCAUUAAGCAUAACAUAACUCACUACACUACUGAAGACCAUAACCAUAAUAUUUUAGGUAUCAUUAAUCGCUUCAUAAGAACGCUCAGAGAUUUAAAUCAAGAGCGAGACUUUACCGAAGAAACAGUGAAACAUUUUCUCGAAGUAUAUAAUUCCUCAACAAAUUCUACAACAGGACAUACACCAAAUUCAAUGACACAACAACAAGAAGAAAAGUAUAUACAAAAGAAACGAAGCCAAACACAAAAUAUCAGAAAUUCAACACAAUUUACCCUCAUUCCUGGUACAAAAGUUCGUGUAGUUCUUGACGACAAACCGUUGACAAAGAAACGUUUAAGGUUAAGUCGAAAUUAUUAUAUCGUAGACUCUACGCAAGGUAAUGGAUAUCUUAUAAAAGCUGCUGACGACUCUAUUGCGUUUUAUCCUCGUCAUAAAUUAGUCGAAAGUAGUAAUGGCAAACUUGCUGAAACCAUUGACGAAGCAAAGCGAGGAGUGGUUAUUGAAAUACUUAACUAUAACAUAAACGAUGACACUUAUAAAGUAAGAUAUGAAGGAGGCGUUGAAGAUGUUAUACCAUCUAAGAACUUGAGAGAGUCAAAGCCAACACAUCUGGGACCAUUAGAGCGGGAGUACUGGAAAGACAAAAAUAAGCCAGAAAGAAUAAGAAAAUUCUUCUAA